Lottia gigantea (owl limpet) is the source of this 594-nucleotide messenger RNA. RefSeq lists its product as hypothetical. Gene Ontology annotation, molecular function: protein binding. The record is from RefSeq and is a predicted model, not a curated record. Bases 1 to 594 code for a protein of 197 amino acids. NCBI's taxonomy places the organism in Eukaryota, Metazoa, Mollusca, Gastropoda, Lottiidae. The transcript is spliced from 3 exons.
AUGGGUAACUGUAAUUGUGGACUAGAGGAUAUACCUGAUCCCCCUAAUCCACCUUAUAACAGAAGGAAAUAUUUGGUACCUGCCGAAUUGGAAAUUCUAAGAGUUUCUACACGAAAAGUAUUUACAGUUUUUUGUAAUACAUUUCAUAAAGUUGAAAUCCUGAAAUAUAUGAUCUAUGCAGAGACUCGUAUUCCACCCAACAACCAGAAAUUACUAUUCAACAACGAAAUCUUGUACGACCAUCAGAUAUUGUCUGCCUGCGGUGUCGAGGAUGGAUACAGAAUCGAUUUGUAUGAGUUAACUUCUGGACUACUUCGCAGAAAGAAUAGUCCUAAUUCCCAUCAGAAUCGUGGUCUUCUCAAUCCGACAGUUGCAGUGACAGUAGAUUGGGUAAAUACUGGGAGGAAUUUUGUAAUUUAUGAUUGGUACUCACGUGAUAGUAUUCUUAAACUGAAAUUCAGAAUCGAAGAAGUGACGAAACUUAGACCAUUUAGGCAGACAUUGAAAUACGAAGAUAUAAUCUUGCCAGUCAAAGAUAGUCUUUUUGACUACGGUGUUAUACAUAACUGCACAAUCAAAUUGUACGAGAGAUGA